GAUGGCUGCUGGCCAAUGAUAGUCGAGGAAAGGAUGCUACUCUCUUGUUCACCCUGUGUUUCUGUGGUCCCAGGUGAAGCUGGGUUGUGACAAACGAGUGUGGAGGUGCUGCAGCUGGAGACCCCUUGCUGGAUUUCAGCAAAAAGAAAGCUUUGAGAAAAUAAAACAUUCGAUACUUGCUGACUUCAUAGAGCUUCUCCAGACCUUUGCAAAUUUGCCUUUGGCAGCGACGUGCGCUGCCUGAAAGAUUUCACAUCCGACUAACGACCGUUGGGCGGCAGAUGUCUGUCGUUGUAGACGAGAAGUUCCACCACAUUCAAGUGUAGCAAUGUACCAGAACUGGAGAUUGUCUAACCUUGUUUUGCUUAUCAAAACUAAAGUUGAUCUGUUUGCUGGAAUUGAUAUGAGUGUUCUGAUUCUUGAGUCGAAGGGAAUUUUUGGCCUGAUAUCAAGACUAGACGUUUUCAGACAGUGUAAUCGAAUCUUUGCAUUUCUUAUUUAAAAAAUUUAAAUCUGACAUAUAAAUGGCAUGAAGGCCGGCUUUCUUUUCUCUUUCGACUUCGAAAUUGCUGCCUACGAUUGGGAGACAAAACCCGAAGUUCACUCCAUCAGUGAAUAAUGUGGAGAGGAGGAUAUUUCAGUGACAAAGAUUCAUAUCUUGUUCUUCCUUGAGCCAAGAACGAGAUGCGAACAGUGACUUGAACGUUGUUACCAGAAUAAAACAGGAAAGGAAAAAGAAAAAUGACGAAACAUUCACGUAUGAGAACAAUGAUACACAGGUCUGGCACAGUUGGCAGGUAGAAGCUGUUGUGGUAAUGUGUAACAACUGACAUUUCGUUUCUCUCUCUUGAGACUUGCUUUGUUGUACGAAAACAGCCUCUCAACGGUUGAAGGAAUACAAAUGUCGGCAGCUGGAUAAUUCAACUUCUUCGGUAUGGAGGUGGAAAGUAGGCCCACCACACACUCACAGAUACUUGAUUCGUCGUGAAAGCAGACAGGAAUAUGUUCAUCUGAACACUCUUUUAGUCGAGAACUUUCCUAGAGUGGCCAACAACAGAACUUCACUACCUGCAUCCUUCUGAAAAGAAAGAAAGAUGGUGGAUUUGUGGGAUUGAAAACUGCAAAUGUUUCCAAACAUCUUCGUUCAUUGAUCCUUGAAGUCUUCUCGAGGUGAAGGUGCAAAGUUCGCCGUAAACUUUAGUUGCGUCACGGGGAUGUUGGUCGGCGCGAACCUCGGGAGGGCACAUCGUUCGCGGCGGGGUCGUCGCGCUCUCUCGUCCUCGCACCAUGGUGACCAACGGCCAGGGCUUGCUGACCGUCGACCCGGCCUUUGACCAUCGGCGCUCGCGCACCAGCCUCGUGUCUAUCCUCGAGGACCACCUCGUCUCUCUUCGCCGCUCCGUUCUUAAGAAAGAGACGACAGGAUGGAGCCAGCGUUCCUGGAUCGAGAAGACAUUCAUCAAGCGGGAAUGUUGCCACUUCAUCCCCAGCACGCGAGACCCUACGAGAUGCUGCUGCGGGCGCGUGGAGAACUGGCACGUGGGACUGAACAAGCAGGACGAUGACGACGACCACCGGCGGGGAGGGGAGCGGUGGCACCCCAUGCGCCACACGGAUGUCUACCCGACCGACGCUUACGGCACCAUUGAGUUUCAAGGGGGACCGCACCCCAGCAAAGCACAGUACAUCCGACUCAGCAGCCUGGACUCGCGACCGGAGUCGGUUGUUCAUCUCCUGACAAAAUUCUGGGGGCUGGAACUGCCAAAGCUUCUCAUCACCGUCCAUGGCGGGCUCUUGAACUUUGACCUGCAGCCCAAGCUAAAGCGCGUUUUCCGAAAGGGGCUUCUGAAGGCUGCGCGCACUACAGGAGCCUGGAUCAUCACCAACGGAACCAACACAGGAGUCACAAAGCAUGUGGGUGAUGCAAUUUCUGACAGAACAGCCAAAGCCAAGAACAAAGUAGUGGCCAUUGGCGUUGCUCCAUGGGGAAUUGUGGAAAGAAAGGAAGACCUGGUUGGUCGUGAUGUGGUUGUGCCCUACCACUGUGUCACCAGCACCAAGAUCAACUCCUCAGUUCUUAACAGUAACCAUUCUUACUUUCUCCUGGCUGACAAUGGUACAGUUGGCAAGUAUGGAGGCGAGAUCAUCUUCCGUCGUAAACUGGAGAAGUACAUCGCACAGCAAAAGAUCUGCAUGACCAACGAUUUCAAGGGUCGUGGAGUGCCAGUAAUAUGUGUUGUCCUGGAAGGUGGGGCAAACACAGUGCGAGCGGUGCUGGAAUAUGUGACAGAUAGUCCACCAGUUCCAGUUGUAGUGUGUGACGGGAGCGGCCGAGCCGCAGACCUUCUUGCAUUUGCCCACAAGUACACCCUAGAGGAUGGCACAAUGCCAGAGAGUCUCCGUGAUCAGUUGAUCAUGACCAUCCAGAAAGUCUUCCAGUACAGCCUGGAGCAAGCUGAAAAACUCUUCAUUGAACUUAUGCUGUGCGUCAAGAAGAAGGAGCUGAUAACCAUUUUCCGCAUGGGUGAGGGAGCACAGGACAUUGAUUUGGCUAUUCUGACAGCGCUGCUAAAAGGAACUAAUGCUAGUGCCAUGGAUCAGCUAAAUUUGGUGCUGGCCUGGGAUCGUGUGGACAUUGCACGGAGCCAUAUAUUUGUCUAUGGCCAGGAGUGGCCUGAGGGUGGGCUGGAGCAAGCAAUGAUGGAUGCCUUGAUCAACGAUCGUGUAGACUUUGUGAAACUGCUUCUGGAGAAUGGAGUGAGCAUGCACACAUUUCUCACCAUCGACCGCUUGGAGGAGCUCUAUAACACUAAACAAGGCCCAUCCAAUACUCUUAAAUAUCUGACAAAAGAUGUUCUAAAGCAUCCCACAUCAUCUCAGAGGUACAUUCUUCCAGAAAUCGGUCUUGUUAUUCAACACUUGAUGGGUGGAGCCUUCCGUUCGUCAUAUUGCCGACGACACUUCCGACAAAAAUACUAUGCAUUCCGACAGAGUAAGGUCAGUUCAAACUCAGCCACACUGGGCAAUGUAGUAACCACCAUCCCCCACCUGGUAAACACACGCCCAGUGGAGUACCUGUUUGAGUACCCAUUCCAUGACCUGAUGCUGUGGGCAGUGCUUAUGAAACGACAACGCAUGGCACUUUUCAUGUGGCAGCAUGGGGAGGAGGCCAUGGCGAAGGCAUUGGUAGCCUGCAAACUGUACCGCGCCAUGGCACAUGAAGCCGACCAAGAUGACCUGGAGAUUGAACUUUCAGAGGAAUUCCGCUCUUACUCAAAUGAGUUCCAGGUUCUUGCCCUGGAGUUGCUAGAACACUGUUACAAGCUUGAUGAUGACUACAGCCAACAACUACUGACUUACGAAAUCAAGACGUUCAGUGAGCAGACUAACCUCAGCCUGGCUGUUGCUGCCAAUCAUCGGCAGUUCAUUGCCCACACAGCCUGCCAGGUCCUUUUGAAUGACCUGUGGAUCGGCGGCAUGCGUAUGCGCAAGAACACCAGUCUUAAGGUGAUCCUCGGCAUUCUCUUUCCACCGUACAUGCUUGCUCUGGACUUCAAAUCCCGUGAGGAGUUACAGCUCAUGCCCCAGACCAUGGAGGAGCACCUGGAUGAGCUGGAGGAUAGCGAUGCCGGAUCACAGCGACGCGUGUCCCUGUCAUCGUUCGAUGAGAGCCAGGUGAUGGCGGAUUUCAAACAUCAAGGUCACGACUUGAUGGCAGAAGAGGCAUCAGAGAACAGCAUUCCUAUGCAUUCUACAGCCCCCAAAAAUGAGAAUGGCUCUGUACCCAUGGACGCUAGCACCAUGUCGGCUCUGCCUCUCAAGCGAAAGAAGAGCCAGCUUCGAGCCAGCAAGAAGCUGUAUGAGUUUUACAAUGCCCCUAUCACCAAAUUCUGGCUUCACACGCUGGGGUACUUGGCGUUCUUGUGCAUCUUCAUGUAUACAGUACUGGCCAAACUUCAAGAAACACCCCAAUGGCAGGAGCUGUAUGUCAUGGCUUAUAUUUCAACACUAGCAGUGGAAAAGAUCAGACAGAUUAUAGCAUCAGAACCAACAAAAGUGUCGAUGAAGAUGCGAAUGUACAUUGGGCGAGUGUGGAACCUUUGGGACACGCUAGCCAUUGUACUGUUUGCUGUGGGUGUGGUUCUCCGCUGCUUCCCGACCUACAUCAAGGAUGCCCAGCUGGUGUAUGUUAUUGAUGUGGUGCUGUGGAACAUGCGCAUCCUGGAGAUCCUCAGUGUCAACCAGUACCUGGGCCCCUACGUUAAGAUCAUUGCUAAACUGAUCCGGGAUAUGGCCUACUAUCUCAUCAUUCUCUUUAUUGUUGUCACAAGUUAUGGUGUAGUGCGUCAGGCAAUCCACUUCCAGAACACGGAAGUGUCAUGGCCACGUGCUCUCAGAAACAUCUGGUUUUAUCCAUACUGGAUGAUCUACGGAGAGCUCUUCGCUGAGGAAAUAGAUCCGUGUGAGCAGGAGAAAGGAUGCAGUGUGUAUGGCGCCUGGGUGUCACCAGCUCUGAUGUGCAUUUACCUUCUUAUUGCUAAUAUCCUUGGUGUCAACCUGCUGAUUGCACGCUUCAAUGCCACUUUCAUCCGCAACAAUGCCUACUCGAGGGAGAUCUGGAUGUUCCAGCGCUAUCAGCUAAUAAUUGAGUAUGAGAUGCGCCCCAUUCUUCCCCCACCCCUCAUCAUUCUAACUCAUUUAUAUUUAGCCUUCAAGUAUUGCCGCAGAAGGUGCAAGGGCAAGCGUGAUUUCUUCGACAACGGUCUCAAGCUCUUCCUCUCAAGAGAAGACACUGAAAAACUUCACGAUUUUGAAGAAGAGUGCAUGGAGGACUUUUUCCGUGAGAAGGAACAUAAGUUCCAGUCCUCAUCAGAGGAGAGAGUUCGUGUGAUCAAUGAAAGAGUUGAAGCAAUGACACUACGACUUGAAGACCUCAACACAAAGGAAAGUUCUUUGCGCCUGUCCCUGCAAACUGUUGACUAUCGUUUGAUGAGGCUGGAAGAAAUUGCUUCGGGAACUAAUGAAGCGUUGACACUUCUCCGCACCCUGUUGGCUCGUCAAACUACUCCUCCACCACCUCCACCUCUGCACAACAUCCCAGGUGUCACCAUCAGCCACACACCUACCAGUGGUAUUCCUCAUGAAGAGGUGGUCAUUGACUCAGAGAGAGACCUGAAACGGAGUGGAAGUCCAGGACCUUGUCUGGCUUCUUGGAGAAAUGAGAGUGUUGGAGGAAUGGGAAGCACAGGAGAGGAUGAAGUCAUGUAUUCUCAGCCCUCCCCUCUGCUUGUCCACUCCAAACGACCAGUACGCGAGGAGUACCUUCGUCAUUUCACCAGCUACACACACACACGCCAGCUCAGUGGGGAAUCUUUCUCCAGGAUUUCUUUGGAGGAUGCAGAAGCAGCUGAAACACCACAGCAGGCAGGGGAGGUACAACAGUUUGUCAACCCCCCAACAUCUGUGCCUGAUGCCAACACUGUCUUGAACAGGGAAAGCACCAGUGACCAGGACCUGUCGCAUGAGAGCUUGCAGCAACGCAGGUCAGGCAGCAACCGGCUGUCUCUUAACAUCACCAGGGCACAAAGUGUAGGCAGAGUCCGUUCUCGUUCUCUCCUCAGCCCAUCUGUUCGAUUCCAUGAGCCAGCAAACUCUGGAAGUGGGGGGAUGGCAGAAGCAGGUUCAUCGCAUGAUAAGGAAUCCACUGGCCCCGUUCCACCAGGCACCGCAACCGUGACCCCACCCCGACUCGCGCAGCUUGACCUCAGUGGAAGUCAGCACCUCCAUGUGGUGGGUGUGGGACUCCCAGCCAACACUCCAAUCUCUCCUGUCCUGACCCCUCUGUCUCCCACCCAUCCCCACUCUUCCACUGCUGCUUUCACUGCACCCGAUCCUGACAUUCUUCCGUCGGCAGUGAGAGAACUGUGUUCAGUUUUUACGCCACUUUUGAGUGAGUACUCCACCAUCACUGACAACAUAGAUGUGUCUUGUUUCCGUAACCUCAGCCCACCACGCAGCCCUGUGCCCUCUGGCAUGACCAUGUCUGACCCAAUGGGUGCUGUCACACCAGGAAGCACACGAAAACGUACUGAGAGUGUGAGCUCCAAGGUCAAACGUGAGGAACUGAUGGAGGCAGAGGAGACAGAGCGCCUGAAAAUGGAGGGCCUUAUUCGAAGUCGUUUGCGCCAAAUUUCACAGGAUGAUGCAAGUGGCAGCAUCAGUGACAUUGCCCGACUGGUGGUCAGUGAAAUGGAGAUGAACCAGACAGCCACCCCACCUGAAGAUGAAGAUGAAGACCGUGUGCAUGAGACGAGUGCUGAAAUGUCCGAGGAUGUUGCUGAAGAGGUGAUCUUCACCACAUCGGAGGCUGAUAGCUCAGACAAAAUCUUACCUGUGGUGUGAAUUUACAGCAGCCCAGCUUGGACAGAUUUUGGUGUAAUCCAGCAGUAAAUACUUGUGAAAGGCCCGGUAGUCUUGCAAGGACUUGCAGAAUUAUAUGGCUGAAUUUUGGCAAGCACCUUUGGCUAACAGAAGAGGGUCCCAUAUAUUUUUUGCUGAUGGAUUUCAAUAUUGUACAAAUUUAAAAACAAGGAAAUCAGAUUACUUGAUAUGACUCCUGACCGAUGUCAAGGCCAUUAAAAAAAAAAACUAGCAAGUUCUGUCCCAGUUCCCUUUAUCCUCCUUUUCCAAUGCAUUGUCAGGUCUCAGCAGCAAAGAGGUGAAGAAACACAGCGACCUACCAAGUCAAUGCAUCAAAAUGAGGCAAAAGUAAAGGGACUGAUCUCCCCUGCUGUGCUAUGUUUCAACACAGGAGAUGACAUGGAGAGGGUAAUCUCUCCUGCAGUAUUGUGCUGUUAAAUCAUAUCAGCAUAAGAAGCCAAAUACUCUGAAUAGCUGUGCUCAAUUUUCUUUUCAAACCCCAUUUCUCAUUUAUUCUGGUGAAAAGAGACUGAUUCAGAUUCACUGAUUAUUGAUAAAGAGCAGAAUUUAAAUUUUGUAUUUCUGUAGAUUCUUUUGGGAAAAUUUCAUGGUGAAUUAACCCCUUUUCAUUGCUGUUUCUGUAACAGUGGUAGUGGUAAUCAAACAUACAAAGCAACUACCAUUAGAAGGCUUUAUUGAAGGGACUUUAUGAGCCAAGGGAAUGAUAUGUGCGUGACGUAUUUCAUGCAGAAUGUAUGUAUUAACAUGCAGAUUUAUUGUCAUACAGAAAACUUUUUGGUAUUUCAAGUGAGUUUAAUCGGAGGGCUAUAAUUUUUAAAAAAAGAAAAUCAGUAAUAAUGUGUGCAAGUAAGAAAAAAAUAUGCAUACAUAUCUGUGUGUGUGUGUACAUGCAUGCAUGCUAGCAAGGGUUGUGGGGUGUGAAAAGGUCCUUAAAUUUAAUGGUUGUGGGGGAGUAAGUGGAUAUGGUUCAUUGUAUCUAUAACAUGGCAUACAGAAAGUGGAGCCCAACCCUCUCUUCCACUGCCUUGCCUAAUAAAUGGGGUCCACAUAUCUGAUAGAUGGGUGAAGGAAGGUUCCCUCCACCCAUUUCACAAGCAGGCCUCAGAUCCCAACCAAACUUGGGUGCACUAACCACCAGGCUAUGGAUAGCUGUACUUGAGCAUAAAUGCUUUCAGAAUACUAGACAUAAAUUUUAAAGAUGCUGUUUAGUAGCAUUUUCAAUGUUUGUCAUCUUGUUAAAAAAAAAUUCCAGAUAUUUUUUACCUUAGAAUUUUAGAUUAUAAAUUUUCUUUCUAAUCAGUAUUGGAAUAGCAUGGACUUCACACUUUCUUAAACUUCCUACAUAUCCCACCUCACCCCUACGUAGACAGGCAUCAGUGUGCUGGCCGGCUGUGCCUGAUCAAUCUAUUCCCGGAGUAGUUAUCUUCUGUGGAAUUCUACUCAGAUAAGAGAUCAUGUGCAUAAAUUUUCAAAUCAUUCUUGCACCCAAAAAAGUCUUUGAGAAACUACAACAGAAAUGUACCAAUACAGUUUAUUGCAGCUGAUCAUGGUGAAAAGGGCCAAUAGAUUGUAAUCUAUCAUUCCUUAUUAUUCUUUUAUGUUUAAAGAUAUACCUCACACUAUAAUCCCCCUUCCUCAUUUGGUGUAAUUUAUAGACAAAGGACUAGAGUGGAUUUCCGAGCAAGUUCUUUUUUUCUUAAUGUUGUAUUUUGUGCAGUGUUAGAGGCUAGUGUCUGGCAGCUGAACAUUUUGUAAGUUCAGAUUAAAGCAACGAAGCAGCAGAUGCACUCAACUCACUCAUCACUAAAGCACGAGCUUUGAUUUUUUAUUUUUAUUUUUAAUGUGGAGACUGCACAUCUGGCUGGCCGUUGUGAGUCUCGUUUAGGUGUAGCACUGAAUUGUAUUUUGCACAUUUACAGCGUCCAUUUCAGACCCUUUCUUCAACCCUAUAUCAUGUCUACUUUCACUUGCUGCUGUUUGUUCUAUGCAUUUUAAUCAGCACCAUUAUGAGAACACAAUAUGCUUCUGCUUUUUUAGAGCCUACCUGUUUAGGAAUGAGUAGGAAAGGACUUAGUGCGGACAAGAACAAUCAGCUAAGACAAUGUUAAAUGGUCUACUGCAAUAUGUUCAAUUUCCUUAAUUUUAACCCUGAGUAUUGUUUGAUCUCAAACUUUAAUGUAAAAUAUGAUCGCUUAGGGUAACCUAAUUAAACCCCAGAUGCAAUGUUAAGCCUGCGUACACUCCAGACAGUAUCUUGCCACCAUCCAACUUUUCUUUUUUUUCUUUUUUGCUAGAGUAGGUCACAUCUGGAGAGAGAAAAUACAAAACAUAUUGUAGGGAAAGAAGUGUUCUCAAAGUUCUUUUUGUUUUUAAGUAAAUGAAUAGAGAAAUUUAAAUAUACUAAUGCUGACAAUUUUGUAUAGGGCUUUAAUUAUAGGGCUUGGUUACAGUGCUGAUUUUUAACCUACUGCUAACCCACUGGCAAAAUGUAUUUUUAUAAUUGUGGUACUUGCCAGUCCUGCUUUUAAUCUUAGGAAACACUUAAGGGCUAGUUAAUCAGGCAUGGUGUGUGAGAAAACACACUGCAUGUAUUUCUCUGUGCAUCUUAGAAUGUAUUAUAUCGGUAAAAUAAAUGCCUUGAGGACAUUAAUGUAACAAAAACAGGCACUUACAAAUGGUAGGAUAAAUCUUUUGGCUUUGCUGUUAACACAGGUAUACAGAAUGGACAUGUAUGUUUUCUAGACAUCAUUUCUACGUUAUCUGUGCAAUUGUACAGAAACAAUAUUCCUAAAAGUUAUGUUGAUGAGUGAAAUAGCAUAAAAUGGAAAAAAAUAUAUUGAUUUUUCUUUGAACACCUCCCUGCAGAUCAAGUGAUGUAUAUUUCUCAGAUCUGAAUAUUAUUUUCAAAAUCUUAUCAAAGGAGACAUUGGUGUUACAUAUCAUGCUAAUUUUGAUGAAUUUUUUGUUGUUGUUGUUACAUUCCUGGUUGAUAGCAGAUUCUUGAAAAUGGACAUGCAUCAUUCUGUCAAUCAGAUCUAUAGUUGCCAUCACAACUGUGUUUCUCAUAGCACACACUAUGCAUAUUUGAUUUCUGUUAUAGAUAGGGCAAGGUGAAGGAGGUGAACUUAAGUCUUAUUUUGUCCAUGCAAUGGUGUUUAGGAGUAAAACAGAGCAAGAUGAAAUCAUAAAUUGCGAUGAUGUGGAAUUUUAGAUAUUUUUUCACUGCUUAUGUCAUGGUUGUUGAUAAACAGGAGAUUUUUGAAAGAACCCAAUCAGUUCUGGCUUUGGGUCAAAAAAUGAUGGAAUAUAUUAGGUGUUAUAUAACUGAUAUACAAAUAUCUUUUGAUUCUGACAAUUGUUUAUAAUUAUAUAAGGGGAAAUCGAAUGAAAUGUGUGGGAUGCAAAUUUUGGACAUGGAAAUUCACUUAUCAGUUAGUAAUCCUCAUGGUUGGAGAGGCACUUCUUCCAUUGUGCUCCCAGUCAGGCCAACAAUGGCAGGGGUGCCAACUCCUUCAGUGUAGAGGGAGUCCAUUAGCAGGACUUAUUGGACUGCCACUUGUAUACAUAGGGAAAGCAGAUAUUAUUUUCUUCAUGAAAGCAAUCAUAGGCACUUUUGUAUUUGUGGGAUGGCUACCUUAGCACUAAUGACUUUGCUCAACAGUCAUUUCCUGAAAAUGUUGAGCACAUCUGCACUCUUCAUUUAUUUUGUAUGCUUACCUUCGAUGUUUGCCAGAAUUUUGUGUCCUUGGUAAAUUUUCUUGUUUUGUUCAUUAUUUCAUGGUUCACAACAGCCUUUACCCAUGACCACUUCAGAAGUCAGUUGGCUUCAAUCUAGUCAAGAACUCCAGUACAUUCAGUGAUGCUUGGGGCACAUUGCAUUACAUGGAUUCUAUUCAUCUGUUCUUCACCCUGCCAAAGGUUGUGAUCACUUUAAAUGUUGGUCACUUCAAUCAGAUCAGUCUUAGAUCAGUCUUAUUUCAUUGUGUUCAAACUUUUCACUGACAUUUGUGGUGCAAUGUCAUACUCUACUUUCAGUUUUUGUUCCUACUUAUCCAAAACACUCUAUCUUGUAAAACUCCUGGAAUGUGGGCAGAAAGUUGUUUUAACUCAAGGUGCAGUAGAUAUAUGUAACAGCCCCACUUGUGAUAGAAGUGUAACCUCAUUCAGGAAGGUCCUGAAUAGAUGUUUCUAUUGUGCCCUUGACAGGACAGUGUCAUUGUACACAGUUGUGGACAGGUGUCACCACUUACAGAAAAAAAAAAUUAUCUUACAAUAGAUGAGUUAUCUUCCACAUGAACACCAAGUUAUGCUGCACCAUUUUACAGGGUAAUCUUAACCAAGAUUUGUUUCUUGGAAUGUAUUUGAUACACUUCAUAACAACUCUUAUUUUCACUCGAGUUGUCAGUGCUAGUCGGCCAGACUGAGUUGUUAAUACUGUCACGCUGGGCUAGCAUUUCCUUGGUGACUCCGUGCCCUGCUUAUAGGAGUGCAAUCCUUUUGCUCAUUCAGUAUGGAUGAAUCACUGCAACUGAGCUGUAGCUAUGAAGAUGUUUGCAUCUGCAGUGUGAACUGUAUACAAGAAUAUUUUUAGUGUAAGUCAGGUUAAACUGAUGACAAAUGAUGAUGAUGAUGGAGUUUUGUAACGCGCUAGUAUCCGCAUCACAAAAAUGACUAUAUUAGUGAUAAAGGGAUUUGAUUUUCCAUCCCCACUUUGCAGUGUGGUGUCAUUAGCCAAGUUCUUUGAUAAAAAUUAAUUAUCUGCAUUGCCAAAGUCACAAGAAAUGCCAAAUGCCAUUGACCUAACAAACUUCUAAUUUAUUCCCUCUCUUCCCCAAGUUAUUUCUCUGAUCGCUAGUCUCCACUUUAUAAUUCUCUGCUUUUUUAUUUUACCCCCUGAAUUCCCAUUGCAGUCUUACCCCUGUUCAUUCACUUCAUCAGGUACUUCAGUUUUUGUUUGGGUUUUUAUUUUUUAACUGUAAUGUCCUGCUACAUUUUUCUUAUCUACUCAUAUCCAGAUUACCUAUGUCUACCUUACACAAAUAUUUGCUCCUGUGCUUCCUGCAGCCUUUUUCAUGCUGUCCCCUUAUUCAUUGUCCCAUACAUCUGCAUCUCUCUGGCCCUGUAAUUGUACUUCUGUUCCCACUUGAAUAACACCGGUGAAACUGUAUUCAUGUGGAUCAUACUUAUCAAUUAUCCACAUCAUCUUGCACUUAAAUCAGCCCACUUUGCCUUGUGCAAAUUUUUCUAUUUGGUUAAAUUGAAAAUAAGACAAAAUAAUGUAUGGUAAGAUGAGUAGAAUAUUAGAUUGCCAUGUUAAUAUGUCAUCAAGGUUUGUGGUUAUCCAGCAAAGAAUGCUUUUAGGGCAUGUAUUUUUUUUAAUUUUUUUUCAUGCAACUACAUCAUUCCUGAAAGUUAUUUGUCUACAAAUUUCUGCAUGUAUAUUAUAGGCAAGACCACUGGGAUAGCUUUGUGGUUUGAUUUUGUUUUUAGGCAAGGUUUCAAAAUCUGUUGUAGCUUUCCAUAGAACGCAAUUUUAAACAACCCAUCGUUAAUUCUGAUAACUUUGAUUUUUGUUGUUAGUGGCAAUCCAGCAUUUUAUAGCUGUGGGAAUCUGUGAACUGUUUAGCAUGAUUCCCUUUUUAGUAAUCUGAAGCUGGAAAAUCUGCAGACUUUUUCACCCCUGAUACAAAGGUCGAUCCACUUAAGGAGUGAGCAGAACAGGGUUGUACAUAAGUUUGUCCGCUGCUUCUAAUUUAUUGCCAAGUAACCUCUGAGCAACUAGCAACUGUGAUAACACCUUAUAAACAUUUCAUUACUAUAAUUUUAUAAUAUACCACCUCAGUUGACUUCUAGAGAUAUAGGUUUUUUCCUCCCCCCUGCAGCUGGGCUUUUCAACCUUGUAAAAUAGUGGUAAAAGCAACAAUUACCUUCAACACCAUCAAUCAGGUAUGCAACACCACCACUUCUCAGAUAUUACUACAACUUCACACAGAGAUCAACUUUUUUUCCGCCUCACCUGCUUAGGGGUACCAAGCCAUUGACUUUAGGGCACUAGGGCGCUAGUCUAUAGCUUUAGUGUUGUCCAAGGACUACAUAUUAUGACAAGUCUGAAAGUAACUGUUAACUUUUCCAUGUUUUAAAAAUUUCACCAGUCAAACCAAAUUUAAACAAUGAUUUGUCGCACAAUGUGCUCCUUUCUGAAAGGCCAUUUGUUACCAUGGUAAUUUUGCUUUUUGAGCUUGGUCAUUUCAUAUUUCCAGCAUAUGAAGAGGUGCUUUUUUUACAUCAGUAUUUACACAACUUUGAAUGGAAUUUUGUUGAUGUUAGAAGUUACCCUCUACAUUUCCAGCCAUUUGCAUCUUUAUAUAUCAUACUUUCUGUUGCAGAAUAUGGUUUACAUUUCUUUUCAUUCAAUCACAGAGAACAAAAAUUUAUACUCAUGCAUUUAAUAUAGAGCCCACACCAGUAAAAAAUGUCAUCUUAGUGUAGAUUUUGAGAGGUUUUCUUAUAUACAUUCGCCCAUAAGCUUCUAUUAUAAAGAUUUAUUAUUAUUGUCAUUAGGUCUGUUCUAGGAAACAGUUUCUUUUCAAAGGUAUAAUUUAAACUUUAAAUGUUUAAUGUAUGAUAUAUGCCAUUUUUCUUUGCUUCACCGCCAGUUCAUGUGCAGAGCUAUUCCAACCAGGUAACUGGUACGUUACUUGUAUAAUUGCAAAAGUUGAAUUAGAACACCUUGCAACCAAACAAAUUUUUUUUUUUUGCAGUCUGUUCUGUGGCAAAUAAAUGUAGCAAGAGUUACUAAACUCAAGGCAGUGAUUUGUAUUGUAUGCUAUGAUUCUCACUGGGGUAGACUAUUCAUAUGCAAAUAUUGAAAAUAAAAUUAUACAAACUUA
Pomacea canaliculata is the source of this 13331-nucleotide messenger RNA. RefSeq names its product transient receptor potential cation channel subfamily M member 3-like. Gene Ontology annotation, biological process: monoatomic cation transmembrane transport; protein tetramerization. Gene Ontology annotation, molecular function: monoatomic cation channel activity. Gene Ontology annotation, cellular component: membrane. Lineage: Eukaryota; Metazoa; Mollusca; Gastropoda; Architaenioglossa; Ampullariidae. The coding region runs from base 1288 to 6402 and encodes 1704 amino acids. The transcript is spliced from 29 exons. The record is from RefSeq and is a predicted model, not a curated record.